Blumeria graminis f. sp. triticale is the source of this 984-nucleotide messenger RNA. Lineage: Eukaryota; Fungi; Ascomycota; Leotiomycetes; Helotiales; Erysiphaceae. The record is from the annotation of a GenBank genome assembly.
AUGUCUACCAACGAAGAUUCCCUUGUUUCACUGAAAUUCACACACCAUGGAACUGCAUACAUACAAUAUUUCACCCCGAAUUCUACCAUAUCGGAUUUUUCCUCCAAGAUCGCAGACGUUCUGCGAAUACCAACCUCAAAUCAAAAAUUAAUGAUUUCCAAAAUUGGCUUUCUCGUCCCGCCUUUUAAGGACCCACAGCUUUUGCUAUCCUCGAUACAAGGAAACAAGAUAACCGUUAUGGGUAGUACUGAUAAUGAGGUAUCAAAAAUUGUGACAGUUGCCGGAGAAGCGGCUAGAGAUGAAUACCACCAGAAUAAACCUCUACAAAAAGUUAAGGCGUACAAGACACGCAAUUGGACCAAGGAGCAGGAUGAGAACAGGUAUACCUUCUUAAAUCUCAAACCCCUACCAUACUUAAAUAACCCUUCGCGAUCGCUUCAGCUUCUACAGAGGUUGAAGGAUGACGCCGGUAUCAAAGCUGUAAUGUGUAAGCAUAAAUUCACUGUACCAAUGUUGACUGAAAUGAACCCUAUCGAACACACUGAAUCCAGUCAAGAUGGAAUUUCUAGGACAUUGGGUCUUAAUCGAAACAAAGGAGAAGUGAUUGAGUUACGUCUAAGGACUGAUGCAUACGAUGGUUAUCGAGACUAUAAAACAAUCCGCAAAGCUCUCUGUCAUGAGCUGACACACAAUGUGUAUGGUCCACAUAAUCGUGAUUUCUGGGAUCUUUGUGGUCAGAUCGAAAAAGAAGUUGAUGCAGCUGAUUGGAGGACCAGUGGUAGAACUGUCGGAAAUAUAAAGGCACCCGAACAUAGAUAUGGGCCAGCUAGUUCUGGCUACAGUGUAGAAGGUCACAAACUUGGAGAUUUUACCCCAAAUAUUGAGCAUUCAACAAGUCAACUACUUGACAGACGAGAAAUCUUUGCAAAGGCUGCAGAAGAUCGCUUAAAAAGAUCGCAAAAACAAAAUGAUGAAGAAAAAUAA